Molecule: messenger RNA, 6560 nt
Organism: Copidosoma floridanum
Lineage: Eukaryota; Metazoa; Arthropoda; Insecta; Hymenoptera; Encyrtidae
Product: receptor-type tyrosine-protein phosphatase delta
Biological process (GO): motor neuron axon guidance; protein dephosphorylation
Molecular function (GO): protein binding; protein tyrosine phosphatase activity
Source: RefSeq, a predicted model, not a curated record
CGAAGGCCAUGGCAUGGCGUUGGGUAUUCUGGCUGGUGCUCGUGAGGCUGGCGGUGUGCUCGGUCGCUGGCGAGUUUUUUGUCAUCUCUGGGCCUACGUCGGAAGUGAGGGAAAACGACAUAAGCACGAACAACCGCGUGGGACAGGGGGUGAAAACCAUGUACUGCGUCACGGACGAGCUGAGCGGCGCUCUGACUUGGAACACGAAUCUCGAGUGGAAAAAGAGUGAAUUCAAGAAUUUUCACAAAGUUUCCAAGCCGGAAGUAUUUAGAAACAAGAGCCUCGUGUAUCCAGCCGAUGACAGUCUGGAUUGCUGGAUGAACAAUACCCACAAGUGCUCAACUGCCUGGACAAGGGACAAAAAUUGGAAGUACGUGACGAGCAUCACGAACCCGAUGGCACCUUUGUUCGAUAAACGAUUAGAAGGCAAGUUCGGCCCAUACGAGUCUUUUGAUUUGGACUCCAAAAUGAUGACAGUGGUUGUUAUUUUUCUCACAGAUUUGAAGGAAUUAAAAAUGACAGACAGGUUCGAGUUUGUCAUUCACGUCCCCAUCGAGGGAAGUCAAGCUGUAUCGAUUCGUGGUGACGUUAAAGUCGAAUUUAGGUUCUGCAACCAAGACAAUAUACAUAGUUACUGCGUUAGUAUUAUUCUCGAAAGUCAGAAAAAUACUCCAUCUCGAAUCAUCAAAUGCAGAAAUAACAACUGUGACACUAUUGGGUCUUUUGGUCGAUCAGUAUCCUUAUCGCCCACGGAAUGGAACACAUUUGUGAUUAAAUGGACCUUUGGAUCGGAGUUGUCCUUAUCCAUAUACGAUUCAGUCGGUAGCGUUUUCGAUGACUUGAAAUUCAACCAGACCAACGAUUUCGUUAGUUCCCACAAAUUAGCAACUGGCGAGGAUGCUUACUUCUUUUUUGUAAGGGGUGCAGAUUCGAUGCUCAUGAAAUUUCACACGUAUGGUUAUUCUCUGACAACGCGAAGUACAUCGGAACUCUUGAGUCCAGAAAUAACGACAAGCUCAACGGAUAGGAACAUUUGCAUUGAAAUGUCCAUUAGUUUAUGUAAGACGUGCAUAUUGACGGUUGAUAUUGUCGAUCGGAACAACAGUAGCCGAGUAAUUGACAUUGGAAAAACUUUUAAGGCCGAUAAAACGCAAAACAAUGCUUAUGACCUGCCAAUGUGGAAAAACGUUCGAAUCAGUAAAACUUUAUCAGAAAGUUCGCAACAACUGAUCAAGUUGAAGAUAAAAACCUUGUCCACGCCGAGCAACAGUACAGAUCGUUUUUGGGCUAUUUCAAACGUUCGCCGCUGCAAUGCUGGUGCCGUAAAAGUUAUAAAAAUCAAGGCUUAUCAGGAUUUCGAAUCAGACUACUUUUGGCCAAGUAUAACAUGUCAGAAAAUUUCGAUCGAUGGUACCUCGUCAAUCAUCGAUUCCACUGAUUUUGAACGUACAACUCAAAAAACGGGAAGACAGCGCUGCGAAGAACACAAUAUUGGUCCCUCGUGCUUGGUCAGCUGUUCCAAAUUGUUUCCAAAGUACAAAGAUUGCAGUAAGCUCUUGGAUUGCGACAAAAAUGGAUGCUCUUGCGCUUCUGGCUUCAAAUGGCCUACAUGUGAGCGCUGUCCAGAUUCAACUUAUGGCUUUGAGUGCGAAAAAUGUGGGAACUGCGCCCACCGCAGUUGUAGUUUCGCCACAGGAAAAUGCAGGGAUGGUUGCGAAAACCCCGACGACAGGAUAUUUCUGCCACCUUAUUGUAAAACUGGUGUUGGACUACCACCCGCACCAAAAGUCGAACUAAUAAAUUCAACCUGCGUCCGAGUAUUUCUGAAAGUCGAAAAGAAGUACGGUGUGGUACCAAUAAAAGUUAACUUCGAAAUCUGGGCGAAUUCAACAAAGCCAGCCUUUACAAGCGAACCCACGUGGGGUAAUGUAACCACUGCCAGUAUUGAUACAUUCUUCGAACGCCUGACACCUGGCACGCACUACCGAGUUAGAGGUGUUUUUCAAGUUGAGAACAAAGCUAUGCGUGGCGAAUGGACAAAUCUUACAACAUCCUGCAUAGAAUCCAUCGCACUGAAUUUUGUCGUGUCCAGCGAUAAAACCACCAUAACUAUCGAUAACCGGGUCGACGUCCACAUUAACGAUUCAUGCCCUUACACGUGGUAUCGCGUUCAGUUGAUCAACGUUGACGAGACAAAAGUAUUAUUCAACGACUCGACUUUUUUUCCAAAAGUAUUUACUGAUUUGGAAUAUUUUACUACGUACAACAUUAUCAUAUCGUCAGGCAAAGAGAUCGCCAACAAGCAAAUCCGCACCUCAGAAGGAGCACCUGCCAGUGUAAGAGAUUUAAAAAUUUCAUCUGAAUCCGAGAACAAGAUUCAUGUCAGUUGGAAGCCUCCAUUGAAACCCAACGGCAUAAUUGUUAACUACACGGUGGAAAUUGAACCGAUAAAGUCAUAUGGUUGCAGUGAUGACGAAGCUCUUAACGAAGCUAUUCGAACGCAAACAAUACCAAAUACUCAUGUUGAUGAAUUCAGUCACACGAUUCAUGGACUGAGGCCAUACAAAAAAUAUCAAGUCACCAUUUACGCUUCUACGGGAAAAGAACAGGGCGAAAAAGCGAUGCUCGAACAUUCAACAAAGGCACUAGAAAUACCGACCGAAGUGUACAGUAACUUGCGAGUCAAUUACGUAACGAAAGAUGAAUCUCGUGCCGAGCUUCUCGAAUGGGACUCCCCAACUGAUUGCUCUACCAUAACUGGGCCUAUUAAAGCCAGUAAAUUAUACUUCAAAGAUUUAAAUCGCAAUUUCACCGUUGAGAAGCUCCAUCAUUUUCCACUUCAAAAAUCCAUCUUUGACAGCAACAAGUUCUACGAAGUUUAUUUAUAUGUACUGAGGUCUCCUCGAGAUCAGGAAAAUGAAACAGCGUACAUAAGUUUAAAUUUCACACUGAUUGCCCGAGCUCCACCACCAGUACGAAACUUCGAAGUCAUUGAAGUCGACCCCUACAACAGGACUACAACUUUGAGAUGGGAUCCUCCCGUUCCACCUCUUCAUGGAACGUUGGACCACUAUUCGAUAGCUUAUUGCUACAAAAUGUCGAAUCAUUGCGAUACAAACAACAACACCAUUGUCCUUCCAGAUGCAUUUUGUGGUCUUUGGAGUUUUUCUCAAAAUUCACUAUGUAGCACUAUUUAUCUGCCAGAUGCAGAUUAUCAUACAAUCAUGAUCAAAGCUCACAAUGCGAAUGUCACAGAAGAAUCAGAACCAGUAUUUGUGCCCUUAAUAACAACUGAAUUAGUGCCAUUACCUCCAAACAAUUUGUCUGUCAUAAUUGAUGAACCCCAUUUCUCCGCAAGUGUAUCUUGGACACAUCCAUGGAUAUCGGGUGGAAAAAUAGUGAAAUUCGAUGUUGUAACGCAACUGAUUGGUAGCGAUUUGAGAUUAAAGCCAUGGAAACACAAAAUUACUGAACUGAAUAUAGAAACAUCGGGAUAUAAUUCGAUCUACUCUAUGGAUCUACAACUAUUUCCAGCUUCGUCGUUUCUUGUUUUGGUCAGAGCUGUAACAGAAACCGGUAACUUUGGGCAAGAAGCCACGAAAAAUAUCAGUUUGGGAUAUUACGUUGAUGUGCAAUCAAAAUGUUUAAAAGCAAAGAUCAACGAGGACCUUAUAUAUAUAACAAUACCGGAAACAAUGUACGAUGUCGAGGAUAGUAAGAUGGUUAUAAUUGUGCAAGGUCCAAAAUAUUGCGACGAAGAUUCACAUGAAAAUGAAGAAGCUUAUUUGUAUAUAGAUAAACAAAGCAAUUCCGAUUACAAAUAUGCUUGGAUAGCUGCUGUAUUGACUGAGCCAAUUUCAUAUGAGAAUAAGGACUUCGAGAUUGGUGAUGGUCAAAUCAAAGGAAAUUACAAAAACCAUGCCUUGUGCGAUAAAGAAUACUAUCAAGUACAUUUAAUACACGUUUCUGACUCGAACAAAAAAAUAACAAAUCGUAGUUCUAAUUCAGCUAAAAAUAGUUCAGAUGAAAAAAAUAUUCUACAAAGCUUUAAAACUGGUCCACUUUACGUAGAUAGUUUUUUAAAAAAGUGUGUAAUGUGGAUUGUACCCCUCGUCCUGAUUACCCUCUUUAUAUUUGUUCUAUUACUGAUAGUAUGUCGGAAAAAAUUUCUAGGUCGCAUCGGACGAAAUAAGCCAAAAUCUGAUCUACCAGAAAAUGUGCCCUUGUCAAACGAUUACUGUAACAAAGGUAAAACGAAUGAUCUGGAAAAUGGAAUUAAAGAAACAAAAAAUCUACAGAACAACAAAUUAAUAAUUCCUGAUAAAAAAAGCACUUACUCAAUGCCCGUGAGGGUUGAAGAUUUCGAAAAGUACUUCGAAAGUGCAUAUAAAUCUGGUUCUUUGGAAACGGAAUACAUGUCACUUAUAAGAGGGCCAAUCAAGCCGUGCGCUUAUGGAUCUGAACCAGAAAUCAAACCAAAAAAUAGAUACGCUAAUCUUUUCCCAUACGAUGAAACUAGAGUUGUACUAGAAAAAGUAAUCAAUGAGCCCCACUCGGAUUACAUUAACGCUAAUUUUAUAAAGGGUUACGAAGAAAAAGAGAAAGCCUACAUAGCCACACAGGGCCCUAAACCUAGAACUGUCCUCGACUUUUGGCGUAUGGUUCUUCAGGAAAGAGUCGAAAUUAUCUGCAUGAUGUCCAAUCUCAUAGAAAACGAAAAAAUAAAAUGCGAACAGUAUUGGCCUGCAAAGGUUGGAACGACAGUAUUGUAUGGAAAAAUAUCUGUAUCAUUUAUAAGCGAAGAAAUAAAUUCCGAUUACACGUAUAGGAAGUUCCAGAUAUUCUGCGAAAACAAAAAAGUACGGCACUUGCAUUACACAGCGUGGCCGGAUCACGGAGUGCCAUCGAAUUCACGCUCAAUCGUCUCGUUUUUAAAAGAACUGCACAGACACGCCCCAGUCCCUAGAGAUCCGGAAGCUCCGCCAAUUGUAGUUCACUGUAGUGCUGGAGUUGGACGAACCGGAACCCUCAUCGUCCUUGACAUGGCCAUUUGUCGAGCCUUUUCUGAAAACGUUAUCGACGUUCAUACAAAUGUCCUUUCUGCCAGGAACGAUAGAUUAAAUAUGGUAGACAACGUAGAACAGUAUUUACUCAUACAUUUAGUACUCGUUGAAUAUUUCAAUGUACAAGAUACGUGUUUGAUUUGUGACGAUGACUUACCAGCGAGUAUUGCCGAGGCGAGAAAAAACUCGAUAGCUUAUUACGAGAGUAAAAGUAUUUCUAAUGCCUUCAAUUUGAUUUUUAGGAUUUUAAAAACUGAUUGGUGGAAUGGAAUUUUAGGAUCAUCACAACCACCGGAGAAACCACUGUCUACCAAAAAUAUAGGGAAACAUAGGUUUCCUGAAACUGCAGUCAGCAUUAAUAGGUUAUACUUAAAAAGAUCAAAUAAUGCCGAUGAGGAUAGCGAUUAUGUUGCCGCCUCAUCAGUAACAGGAGUAUUCAAGGAUUGUCGAUACAUCACCACACAACUUCCGUUACCCUCUACGUCUGCGGAUUUCUGGAGGAUGUUAUCAGAAGAAAAUGUAGAAUAUGUAUUAGUUUUACAGUUACCUGAUUUGCAAGAUUCGACUUACUGCGAGUUAGUGCCAGAAAGUAAAGAAUUUGGAAAUGCCAAGUACAUAAAAAUCAUCGAACAAGAAGGCUCAAAAAUCGACUUACAGUAUUAUUUAAAAGAAGAAGUCGUUAUCAUUGAUAGUUCUGAGGUAAGAAAAACUAGAAACUUUGUAAUUUGGUUAUCAUUUUUCAUUGAAUUAGGAAAACAGCCAGAAAAAAAUCAAAGUGUCAAAUUAAUCAGUUACAAAAACUGGCCAAAUUUAUCGUUUCCUUCAGCACAGGACUUGGUUAAACUUUGGAAGGUUAUAGAGGAUCUGCCGAAAAAUAAUAAGAGUCCCAUCGUGGUUGUGUGCCGGGACGGAAUGACUGCAUGUGGUCUUUGGUUAACCGCGGUCUACUUGCUAAAAAGGAUGCAAAUUGAUAAAGAGUGUGACGUACCCCUGGCUGUACGAGCUAUUGGAAAGUGUCGAAGGGAUUAUGUAAAAACACCUGAACAUCUCGAGUAUCUUUACGACGUGGCUUUAGCAUGGCAUGAAGAAAAUAAAAAAUCCACGAAAUAGUAUAUUAUGACACAAUGAUAUUUUCUUCAUUGAAAUAAAGCCCAUUUUCAGGGGUUUGAGUCACUUCUCCAUAACAAAAAUGGAACACUGUUCUUUUUUCACUUAGAUGUAUGACGAAUAGCAUGACAAAAAUUUGGUGCUUCUAACCUAUUCCUUUGAAAACAAAAAUAAACCUUCCCACUAAUUUCAUCAAAAACUUAUUAACGUAAGAUGGAUAAGUAUUAAGAAAUCGAAACUUGUUUUUAGUGCUUCCAUGUAAAGUGCCUUAAAAAAAUUGACUGACAAGUAAUGACGAGAUAGUUUCUAAUAAUAAGGUUCAUAGUAUUAAUGGACAUAUUUAAUGUACAAAUAUAUUUACUUUAAAGUCAAUGAUUAAAAGUAAUUAAA